Drosophila ficusphila is the source of this 1031-nucleotide messenger RNA. It is a transcript of the gene Prosbeta7, whose product is annotated as proteasome subunit beta type-4. Gene Ontology annotation, cellular component: proteasome core complex. NCBI's taxonomy places the organism in Eukaryota, Metazoa, Arthropoda, Insecta, Diptera, Drosophilidae. The coding region runs from base 93 to 899 and encodes 268 amino acids. The transcript is spliced from 3 exons. The record is from RefSeq and is a predicted model, not a curated record.
GCCACACUGAUAUAUUUGUGCCCGUCAUUCCCCGGUAGUGACAAACAACUCAGCAUUUUGCUCAAAAUCUGCCCCAAACCGAGUAAAUUACAAUGUUGAACAACUACAACAGCCUGGCACAGCCCCUUUGGCAGAACGGACCCACUCCCGGCGAGUUCUACAACUUCACCGGCGGACAGACGCCCGUCCAGCAGCUGCCCCGCGAACUGACCACGGCAGGUCCCUAUGGAACCAAGCGCAGCACAUCAUCAAUCACCACGGGCUCCUCCGUGCUGGGCAUUCGUUACGACGGCGGCGUGAUGCUGGCCGCCGACACGCUGGUUUCCUACGGAUCUUUGGCCCGUUACCAGAACAUCGAGCGCGUCUUCAAGAUCAACAAGAACAUUCUGCUUGGGGGCAGCGGAGAUUUCGCCGACAUUCAGUCCAUCAAGCGCAGCAUUGACCAGAAGAUGAUCGAGGACCAGUGUUGUGACGAUAAUAUCGAGAUGAAGCCUAAGGCGCUGGCCAACUGGAUGACCCGGGUGCUCUAUAACCGGCGCUCUCGCAUGAACCCGCUCUACAUCGACGUGGUGGUCGGCGGCGUGGACAAAGAGGGCACCCCAUAUUUGGCCAACGUGGAUCUCCGUGGUCGCUCCUACGAGGACUACGUAGUGGCCACCGGCUUCGCCCGCCAUCUAGCCAUUCCGCUGGUGCGCGAGAAGAAGCCCAAGGACAGGGACUUCAACGCCGUAGAGGCGUCCCAACUGAUCCGAAAGUGCAUGGAGGUCCUUUACUACCGCGAUACCCGUAACAUUUCCCAAUACACUGUGGGCGUCUGCAGCGCCAACGGAUGCGUCGUGGAGGGACCUUUCCAGGUGAACGAGAACUGGACUUUCGCCGAAACCAUCAAGGGAUACUAGAAUUUUUGAUCCCCACUGAUCAUAGUUAAGGUUAAGCUCGGCGGUUUAUGUAUGCAUUCAAAUCAUUUCUUCAAGUAUAAUUUUGUUUCAUGAUUUAUUGAAAAUAAAUGUGGAUAAAAUACUACUACUAUA